Molecule: messenger RNA, 375 nt
Organism: Drechmeria coniospora
Lineage: Eukaryota; Fungi; Ascomycota; Sordariomycetes; Hypocreales; Ophiocordycipitaceae
Exons: 2
Coding region: 1-375 (124 amino acids)
Source: RefSeq, a predicted model, not a curated record
AUGAUCGGCGCCCGCUUCUACCUCACGACGCUUGUCGUCGCACUGCUCACGGUCACGUUCUUGGCUGGCUUGACCGUCACCAUCAACGCCAUGGUCACGCAGCACACCGGCAACCGUUUGGGUUGGGAGCAGCACCUGUCGCUGAGCAAGGGAUACUUGAUGAAACUGGCCCGGAUGGGGUCCGACGAUCAAGCAUCUCUCGCCCGUGAUGCCACUCGUCACCUUGUGCCCGCCGUGGCCGAUCCAUGGGGUCACAGUGCCGUGACGGGACGACGAAAAUCGGUCGGCACAUUUCCUUUGGACAAGGUGGAAGGCUAUGCGAUCAACGACCGCUUGCACUGUCCGGCCAACCAUGUGCCCGAAAUGUUUCUUUGA